AUGCGGGACAGCAGCGGUGCGACCGUCUUUGACGACCUGCCCGAGUGGCUCGUCGUGGAAGAGAUCCUCGUCCGGUUGCCGCCCAAGGACGUACUUCGCUGCCGCGCCGUCCGCAAGUCUUGGCGCAGCGGUACAUCCACUGAUAAGUUCAUCCUCGAUCACCACAGACGCCAGCCCUCGCUCCCCAUUAUCAAGCAUCAAAAGGGCAUCUGCCGCCCCGCCGUCUUCAAUGACGCCGGUCCUGGUGCCGGAGCCCCAAAUGAUCAAAAGAUACGGCCCAUCCUCCACCACUACACGCCCCCCGUUGGAACGAUAUUCACCACUAUAUACAACGCGGCCUGUGAUGGCCUCCUCAUCAUGUCGCAGCAAUUGGAUUUUUACAUCUGCAACCCGGCGACCCGCAGGUGUGCUUCCUUGCCACAUCCUCCACUACGACCUGCUGGCUACAGCGCCGUCGCCGUAGUCGGCUUCUACCGGCACCACACAUCUGGAGAACACCGGGUUCUCUGGGUGGUAUUCUCGAUAGCUGCUGGCAGCGCAGUUGAGUUGCCUGAUUACUUCGUCCUCACGGUGGGAUCGGACCAGCCAAGACCCAUCCAACGCCCUCAGGGUGGGGUUCCCGCCGCCCGGUCCUCCCGCGGCCCACCAGUCCACCAUCGUGGUAGCCUGCACUGGGCAGUGAGCCUCAAGAUAACUGUCUUUGACACCGUAGCCGAGACAUUCCGGCAGAUGAGCCGCCCAGCACAGUUGGGCCAUAUGGUGUCCCUGUUAGAUAUGGGCGGCGCCCUUGCUUUGUGUGGCACCAGCGAUGACUUCGUCACUUUAGAUGUUUGGGUGUUGCAGGACUAUGAUGCCGAGACAUGGGGCUUUCAGUAUCGGAUUAACUUGCUAGAGAUGGUGGCAGUACCACCGCUUAAUUUGAGGGAGAGAUAUGCCCCUACGAUGGAUGUCAUCAACGAGCGUGAGCUGUUGAUCGAGCAUCGUCCUGACCGUCUAUUGCAUUGUGACAUUGAUGGAGUGUUUCUAGGAAAUGUGGAACACGAAGAGCGUCAGAUCCGCUUGGCACUUACUAGGCAUCGUCUCCAAGAGAGCUUGAUUUCACUUCCAUUGUUUGAGAGGCAAGAAGAAGAUGAUGGGAAGGAGCCUCCAUUCGCCAUGGUGCUAUAAGAUGCCGUGCUGCAUCAUCAUGUGUUGGACUCCUUGUUUGAUGUGCCCUUGGAGCAAGCCAUGUCUUUUGUUCUUAAUUUCUAGUACUACUGGUAGAACGGGACAAUUUGGAUGGCGGAAGUAGCACUUCUGCUUUCAUCAAUUUGUGUUUGUUAUGCUAUCUUCAGGAUCAUGUUAUUGUUUUAAACAAUGUACUACCUAUGCUAUAGAACUGAACUAUUUGGAUGAUGGAAGUAGCACUUCUCCUGACAUCA
This is a messenger RNA of Lolium rigidum, 1421 nucleotides long. RefSeq lists its product as uncharacterized. The coding region runs from base 1 to 1167 and encodes 388 amino acids. Lineage: Eukaryota; Viridiplantae; Streptophyta; Magnoliopsida; Poales; Poaceae. The record is from RefSeq and is a predicted model, not a curated record. The transcript has a single exon. Gene Ontology annotation, molecular function: protein binding.